Molecule: messenger RNA, 663 nt
Organism: Triticum turgidum subsp. durum (durum wheat)
Lineage: Eukaryota; Viridiplantae; Streptophyta; Magnoliopsida; Poales; Poaceae
Source: the annotation of a GenBank genome assembly
AUGCCCGAGCCCCACCAAAUCCACCAACCCCCGCCCCCGCCCCCGCCUCCAACCGAUCCAAACCCCGUUGCCUCCACGGCUGCAAAUGCCCGGCGCAAUCCGGCCCCGCUGCCGCUGCCGCUGCCGGAGAUCCCGGUGCCGCCGGUGCAGCCGAAGAUGAUCAUAAAGGGGAUGCUGGGCCGGUAUGAGCGGUGGAACCCCGUGCACCCGACGGCGGGCGCCUUCUGGGGCGUCGGGCUGGGGUUCGGCUGCGGCGUCGGGUGGGGCCCAGGGUUUGGGCCGGAGGUCAUCGGCUACGUCGGCGCCGGAUGCGGCGUUGGCUUCAGCGUCGGCAUCACGCUCGCCGGUGUCGGCGUCGGGCUGCCACAGCACGGCAUCAUCAAGAACCACUACCACGGCGGCGGUUUUGCAAGCAAUGUCCCAUUCGAAUCAGCAAGGUUUUACCUCUUGACCAUGCUAAAAGGUAUGGUAUGGGAUGCCAUCAGUUAUGCGAGCAACGUCACAGCUAUGAGGAAAGAAUCUCGACAGAAGCUUUUAAGAUGUCAGGAGAACCCUCAAGUUUCAGGAGUUGAUCUGCCCAAGCUGGGGAAAGGAAUGUCCAGCAGCUUCCGAUCAACGAUGGAGUGUAUCAAGGCCUUCACAAAUCAGAAUUGGCCUCCAUAG